AUGGAAGAAGAAAAAGAGAAAACACCAACAACACACAUAGUUCUAGUUUCAAUCCCUGCACUUUCCCACCAAAUCUCAAUCCUUGAGUUUGCAAAAAGACUCCUUAAUCUCCACAAAGAACAUUGCUUCCAUGUCACAUGCAUCAUUCCCACUCUUCCCUCACAAAACAACAAUGCCUCCAAACCUUUUUUCUUUGAUUCUCUCCCUCAAAACGUUCACUGCAUCUUCCUUCCACCGGUCAACUUCGAUGAUCUCAGAAACGACCCAUCAAUCUCCCUUGAAGCUCAGAUUUCGCUUGCAGUCUCUCGAUCCAUGCCUUCCAUACGCGAAGCCUUGAACACACUCAACAACAAAAACAACCUUGUUGCUUUGGUGGUUGAUGCCAUAGCACACGAAGUACUGCAUCUAAGUAAGGACCUCGAACUCAAACUCAAACCCUUGUCCUACAUCUACUUCGCUUGUUCUGCCAUGUUGCUAUCUCUGUGCCUUCACUCACCAAAUCUUGAUCAAAUAGUUCCUUGUGAGUUUAGGGAUUACCCGAACCUUAUUCAAAUUCCUGGUUGCAUCUCUGUUCAUGGCAAAAAUCUUCCUAACAGUGUUCAAGACAGGUCUAGCUUGGCAUACAAGUUGUAUCUUCAAAGGUGUAAGGACUACUUUCUCGCUGAUGGGAUCUUGGUGAAUAGCUUCAUGGAAAUGGAAGAAGGAGCAUUCAAAGCAUUAUUGUCACAAUCACAAGAAGAAGCUAACCCUCCUGUGUAUGGAAUUGGACCCAUUACACAAACUAGUGGCCAUAAUCAUAGAAAUAAUAAUGGGUGGGAGUGUUUGAAAUGGUUGGAUAAUCAACCAUCAAACUCGGUUCUUUAUGUUUCGUUUGGGAGUGGUGGAACACUCUCACAAGAACAGAUCAAAGAGCUUGCUUUGGGUUUGGAACUUAGCGGCCAUAGAUUCUUGUGGGUUAAUGUGAGAGAACCUAAUGAUAAGGCAUAUGCUAGUUACCUAAGUGAUGAGGGUGCUGACCCUUUGAGUUUCUUGCCAGAAGGGUUCGUAGAGAGAACAAAGGAGAAAGGUUUGAUUUUGGGAAGCUGGGCACCUCAGAUUGAAGUUCUUGGUCAUGGUUCAGUUGGUGCAUUCUUGAGUCAUUGUGGAUGGAACUCGGUUCUUGAGAGUGUGGUGAAGGGAGUGCCAAUGAUAGCGUGGCCUCUCUUUGCUGAACAGAGAACCAAUGCUGCUUUGGUUACUGAUGCACUCAGAAUUGCUCUAAAGCCAAAUAAUGAUGAUGAUAAUAAAAAUAAUAAUAAUGAUUGUGUGGUCCUAAAAGAGGAGAUAACUAAUCUUGUAAAGAGGCUCAUGGAGGGUUCAGAAGGAGAAGAAGUUAGGAGAAGAAUGGAGAAACUGAAAGAAGCUGCUGCUUGUGCUAUCAUGGAACAUGGAUCUUCCACAAUCACACUCUCAAAGUUGGCACUCAUUUGGAAAAGCAUGUCAAAUUAG
This is a messenger RNA of Arachis stenosperma, 1488 nucleotides long. RefSeq names its product hydroquinone glucosyltransferase-like. Gene Ontology annotation, molecular function: UDP-glycosyltransferase activity. The transcript has a single exon. Lineage: Eukaryota; Viridiplantae; Streptophyta; Magnoliopsida; Fabales; Fabaceae. The record is from RefSeq and is a predicted model, not a curated record. Bases 1 to 1488 code for a protein of 495 amino acids.